Closterium sp. NIES-65 is the source of this 1392-nucleotide messenger RNA. The record is from the annotation of a GenBank genome assembly. NCBI's taxonomy places the organism in Eukaryota, Viridiplantae, Streptophyta, Zygnematophyceae, Desmidiales, Closteriaceae.
AUGGCGUCAGGAGGCGACGGCGGGGAAGAGAAGAAGGACGGGUCGAGCGGCGAGGAGAAGCAACAAGCGGCGCCGUCCGCGGACUCCCUUCCGCCCAUUCCCUCUCCGCCCCCUAUUGACGAUCCGCUGGCGUCCGAGCCUCCACCGGAGUUCCCGUCGCCGGACCUCAAGCUGCCUCGAGCCGUCAUUGACUCGCUGCGCGACCGCGUGUUUGGCUUCGAUACCUUCUUCGUCACGGACAUGGAGCCGUACGAGGGCGGAGUAUUGUUCCGCGGGAACCUAAGAGGGGACUCUGAGCGCGCUUACACGAAGCUGACUGCCAGACUCAAGGAGGUGUACGGCGAUCAGUACGUGCUGUUCCUGCUCGAGUCCACGGACCAGGACGAAAGGCCCGUGGCCGUGGUGGUGCCUGGCUCCAGCCUCGAUCCCCUGCCCGCACCGGUGCCGGAGUGGCUAGCAGCAGGGGCGUUCGGGGCAGUGACGCUCGUCACGGUGCUGCUCGCCUAUAGCCCUUCGCCCGAAUUCGGGUUCAUUCCAUCAACGGAGUACCUCACAGGGCCGCUACUGGAGGGGUUGCCAGCAGCGAUGGUGUUCGCGCUGCUCAUGGCCGUGCACGAGGCAGGCCAUGCCAUCCCCGCCAAGCAACUCGGCGUGUCACUCAGCGUCCCUUACUUUGUGCCGUCCUUCCAGCUGGGCAGCUUUGGAGCAGUGACUCGCAUCACAUCCACCGUCAAGAGCCGCAGCGACCUGGUCUCAGUGGCAGCGCCAGGCCCUCUGGCCGGCAUGGUAGCGUCGCUGGCGGUGCUGCUGCUCUCGCUGCUGGUGCUGCGCCCAGAGGACGGGAUUACUGUCAACGCCGCAGCAUUCCAUGACUCGGUUCUUGUGGGCGGGCUGGCCAAGCUGCUUCUGGGUCCGCAGCUGACAGAAGGGGCGUCACUGACUCUGUCCCCCGUGACCCUCGCGGCCUGGGCUGCACUGCUUGUCAACGCCAUUAACUGCAUCCCUGCGGGCGAGCUGGAUGGAGGUAGAAUCGCCAUGGGGCUGUUUGGCAGGAAGUGGGCGUCACGCCUGUCCCUCGCAUCGCUCAUUCUCCUGGGCAUCACGGGCAUAUUCAACGACGUGGCGCUCUUCUGGGUCGUGCUUAUCCUCUUCCUACAGCGCGGACCUGUCACUCCACAGGCGAAUGAAAUCACCCCGCCCUCUGACCAGGCCAAGAUCCUGGGAGCAGCAGCACUUGUGCUCGGCGUGCUUGUGUAUGCACCACUGCCUUGUCAGGGCAGUCAGCAGGCCUGGUUGAGUGCAGGUGGUGCCAUAUCAGGUCAGCUGCACUGCACGACAUCCGAUCUGUCCACUCCCCAACCUUACACCACCUGUCUCCCUAUGCAAGCAUGA